AUGACGACCCUGCUGGAGAUCAAGAGCAGCGUGCUGCGACAGGUGCAGGCGUGCCCCACCUUCCGCCGGAGGGCCGAGGGAGAGCCGGCCGCCACCAGCGCUGACCCCCCGGAGCCGGCCGCAGGGGCUUGGAAGCCCGGGGACGGCGUGGAGUUCUUCGCGCACAUGCGCCUCAUUCUGAAGAAGGGGGAGGGCAGACAGGGCCUGCCGUGCCCCGAGGUCCUCUUGCGCAGCGGUUCGCCAGCCCCUGCUGAGCCCGUGGACCCCAGCCGUGGCCUGAGAGCCCUGACCCAGGAGGAGGUGGAGAUGCUCUAUGAGGAGGCCUUGUACACAGUCCUCUACCGUGCAGGGACCAUGGGUCCUGACCAGGUGGAUGACCAGGAGACCCUACUGGGCUACCUUCAGCAGGUGUUUGGUACCAGCCCUGAGGAGCACGCCGAGGCCAUUGAGCGUGUGAAGAAGGCCAAGGCCCCCACGUAUGCCCUGAAAGUCUCUGUCAUGCGUGCCAAGAACCUGCUGGCCAAAGACCCCAAUGGCUUCAGUGACCCGUACUGCAUGCUGGGUAUCCUGCCGGCCUCGGGUGCCCCCCGGGAGCCAGGGCCGCGCACGGAGCAGCGCUUCGGCUUCCGCAAAGGCAGCAAGCGUGGGGGUCCGCUCCCGGCCAAGUGCAUCCAGGUCACCGAGGUCAAGAGCAGCACCCUGAACCCCGUCUGGAAGGAGAACUUUGUCUUUGAGAUCGAGGAUGUCCGCGCGGACCAGCUGCACCUGGAUAUCUGGGACCAUGACGAUGAUGUGUCUCUCGUGGAAGCAUGCAGGAAGCUGAAUGAAGUCAUCGGCCUGAAGGGCAUGAGCAGGUAUUUUAAACAGAUUGUCAAGUCGGCCCGUGCAAAUGGGACAGCAGGGCCCGCGGAGGACCACACAGAUGACUUCCUGGGGUGUCUCAACAUACCCGUCCGGGAGGUGCCCGUGGCGGGUGAAGACCGCUGGUUCAAGCUGGAACCACGCUCCAGCGCCUCCCGCGUUCAAGGAGACUGCCAGCUGGUCCUCAAGCUGAUCACCACACAGAGGGACACGGGCAUGAGCCAGCGCGGGCGGGCGGGCUUCCUGUCCUACAUGCUGCUGCUCAGUCGUCUCCUGCAGUUCGAGCACCGAUCCGAGGAGCCCAAGGCGAGCUGCUGGCGGGGAGAGCUCAGCGGGCCCGCGGCCACGAUCCUCUGCCUGCACGGCGCGCAAAACAACCUGUCGGCGCUGCAGCUGGCUGUGCUGCACUGGCAGGUCAGCAGCCGCCACCAUCAGACCCGGACCCUGGACUACGGCUACCUGCUGGGGCUGCUGGAGGACAUGCAGGCGCAUUGGGAAGAGGCGUCUUCGCUGCCCCAAGGGCAGGAGGAGAGCCUGGCCGACAGCUUCAAUGCCUUCUCCGAGUUUGGGCUGCGGCUGCUGCGUCAGCUUCGAGACUUCUUCCCCGCCACCAACAGCACUGCCGUCUACCGUCUGGAGCUGCUGCUCAAGUGUCUCAGCAAGAUGCAGAUCUUCCAGCCUUCCUUUGAGGUGUGCUCCUUCCGGACAGAACUAAACGCGGACAUCUCUGCUGCUCUGAAGAGAGGCAACCGUGAGUGGUAUGACAGGCUCCUGAACACCAAGAGUCCUCGAGAGCAGUCGGGGCCGCAGCGCCUCGCCGGGCUGGUCGAGCUGGCGGACGCCGUCUACGAGGAUCUGCAGUCCUGCUACGGCAUCUACGCCAGCCUCUUCCACAGCAUCACCGACAUCGACUUCUUCACACUCACUUUCCGGCAGCUGGAGCGUCUGGUGGCCGAGGAGGCGUGGGUGCUGACGGAGGAGCUGAGCCCCAAGAUGACCCUCGAGGUGGCCUCAGGGCUCUUCGAACUGUACGUGACCCUGGCGGACAUCCGGCGUUUCUGGAGCAGCAUCUCCGGCCGCGACAGCCGCUCCCUCGCCCUGGCUGGCAUCCAUGGCCCGUUCCUGCCCGCCGUGAAGCUUUGGCUGCAGGUGCUGCGGGACCAGGUCAGGCGGAGGCUGCAGGGAGCCGUGGAUGUGGACACGCUGGAGCCCAUGGACGCCUCCUCCAAGCACAGCAGUUCUGCGGCCACGGCUAGUCUCUGCUUCAGUCACAUCCAGGAGCUGUGGGCCCGCCUGGCAUGGCCGGACCCUGCCCAGGCCGAGGCCCUGGGCACCCAGCUCAGCCAGGACCUGUGUGCGGCCACCCUCUUCUACACUGAGCUGCUGCGGAAGAAGGUGGACGCUCAGCCGGGGGCCGCGGGCGAGACACUGAGCGAGCCACUCUGUGUGGUUCUCAACAACGUGGAGCUCCUGCGCAAGGCUGCCGGGCAGACGCUGCGGGGUCUGGCGUGGCCGGAGGUGACCUCGGGGCCCGAGGGGGUGCUCCCGCGCCCUCUGCUCGGCUGUGCACAGGCCCUGGACGAAGACCUGCAGCAGGAGGUCCACACCGUGACGGCGCACCUGACCUCCAAGAUGGUGGCUGACAUCAGGAAGUACGUGCAGCACAUCAGCCUGUCGCCCGACUCCAUCCAGAACGAUGAAGCCGUGGCCCCGCUCAUGAAGUACUUGGAUGAGAAGCUGGCCCUGCUGAAUACCUCCCUGGUGAAGGAGAACCUUAGCAGGUACAGCUUGGGGCGGUUGGGCCGGGCCGGGGCCUGGGGUCCCUUCACGGGCACGGGCACGGGCACGGGCACGGAGUGUCCCUGCAGGGUGCUGGAGGCCCUCUGGGAGCUGCUCCUGCAGGCCAUCCUUCGGGCACUGGGGGCAAACCUCGACGUCUCUGCCGAUUUCUACGGCCGCUUCCACUUUACGCUGGAGGCCCUGGUGAGUUUUUUCCACGCGGAGGGCCAGGGUCUGCCCCUGGAGAGCCUGAAAGACGGAAGCUACAAGAGGCUGGAGGAGGAGCUGCGCCUGCAUCAGUGCUCCACCCGCGAGUGCAUCGAGCAGUACUACCUGGACAAGCUCAAGCAGGUAGCGAGGCCCCGUGUGCGCACGCGCAGUGUGGGCACGCGGCCCCGCCCCCGAACCCCCGCGCCGCGGUCACUGGCGCAAGCCCUUCCGCAGAGGUCCCUGGAGCAGAAGCGGUUCGGACGCCUGAGCGUGCGCUGUCACUACGAGGCAGCGGAGCAGCGGCUGGUGGUGGAGGUGCUGCACGCCGCGGACCUGCCGCCGCUGGACGCCAACGGCCUGAGUGACCCGUUUGUGAUCGUGGAGCUGGGCCCGCCACACCUCUUCCCGCUGGUCCGCAGCCAGAGGACCCAGGUGAAGAACCGGACGCUGCACCCCGUGUACGACGAGCUCUUCUACUUCUCUGUGCCGGCAGAGGCGUGCCGCCGCCGCGGUGCCUGCGUGCUGUUCACCGUCAUGGACCACGACUGGCUGUCCACCAACGACUUCGCGGGGGAGGCAGCCCUCGGCCUGGGCGGCGUCGGUGGCAUAGCACGACCUCAGGUGGGAGGGAGCGCGAGGGCCAGGCAGCCCGUCACCUUGCAUCUGCGCCGGCCCAGGGCCCAGGUGAAGUCGGCACUGAGGAUGCUGGAGGGCCGCACCAACAAGGAGGCGCAGGAAUUUGUCAAGAGACUCAAGGAGCUGGAGAAGUGCAUGGAAGCGGACCCCUGAGCCCCCGCCCGCCCCCCGCCCCCAGUCCUGCCCCGCAUCAGCUUUGUGCAGUGGGGCUCAUGCUCCCCCGUGUGGUGUGCGUGCUGCCCCCGCCGUGUCUGUGUGGUGUGUACCGUGAACCCCUUGCGUCCAGUGAGCAGCCCCCACCCUGGAUCUGGGGGUAACUCGCGGGGCCUGGCCACCCGGCAAGCUUCUCUAUCUGCAACCUUAGCUUGUGCAGCCCGCGCUGGGUUCCCGGAGGGGUGGCUCUGCUCCCCAGGAGACAUCAGGCUACGUCUGGAGGCGUUUUCGGUGCUCACGGUACUACUGAAGGAGGUGCCACGGCACCCAUGGCGAGACCGAGGACGCUGCUGGAAGUCCUGCGGUAAACGUGACAGCGCCCUCCGCCCAGCAAGGAACAGCCCGCCCCAAACGUUACCAGUGCCACAGCCCUUCUCUGAGGAAGCAUGGUCUUCGCUUUGUGGGGUGGGGAGUGUGGCAGGGCCUCGCGGGCCAACAGGAGGGAUGGCCCAGGUUUGAGUCUGGACAACCUCAGCUGUGGUGGGAAACCGCUCCCAGGUGUCCUGGUGGAGGGACAAAGUGAGCGUCUGGGACCCUUCACCCUCACCCGAGGGCACACACAGAGGUUUGCUAAGCAGCGCCCGGGUCUCCCCCCACCUGGCUCCUAGGCCUGGGGGAGGGUGCCCCCAUGUCACCGUGAGGCCGGGACCUCAUGCAAGGUCGAUCGGUCAGGGUGAGGGGCCCCACGUCGGCCACUCAGCUGUGCACUUACCGUCCCUCCGUGUGCGCACACGCGUGCCCAUGCAAGAUGGGCCCCAAGCCCGGCACCCCACCGUCCAGCGGCCCAGACCCUUCCCGUCCGACUCGGCCUCGCUGGAGACUGAGAGUCCCCUCCCCCCCAUCCCCACGGCAAGUGCAAAGAAACAGGCUCACGCCGGGGUCUCCUGGCUCGCAGCUUCACUGGGAGGGCUCGAAGGCCCCAGAGCACAGCUGUGUCAGAACCGCGGGGACACAGUCCAGGGCACUCGGUGUUGAGAGGGCUGACGCUGCCAGCCUGUCUGUAUCCCCACAAAUCCUGCCGCUCCCUCUUGAGUUUCUUAUUGCUCCGCCUCAAAAAAUAUACGUGUCUGCAACCUUUA
Molecule: messenger RNA, 4778 nt
Organism: Lynx canadensis (Canada lynx)
Lineage: Eukaryota; Metazoa; Chordata; Mammalia; Carnivora; Felidae
Gene: BAIAP3
Product: BAI1 associated protein 3
Exons: 31
Coding region: 1-3639 (1212 amino acids)
Source: RefSeq, a predicted model, not a curated record